AUGAACCCCUGUCAGCACUCAAGCAAAAAGGAUGUGCAGCAGCGCGCAGGGGUGAAGCUGCGAUCGCUAGCGGCUGUACAAUCCUCAAUCGGGGCAACUCUUAAGAACUCCAUGAUUACGCUUAUGGUGAUGACACCCAAGCAAUGUCAGCGGUUUGGAGGAUUCAACCUAAAAGUCACUGUGCCACAGUCCUACAUACCGUGCCACAGUCACGUGACUGUCCAUUACGGAGCAACACUCAUUGUUGAGCAGAGCCCCACAAUGCUCACUGAUGAGCACGAGGACCAAUCAGGAUACAGGAAGAUGGCCAAUCAGGAUGUGCUCAACUACCCGGUGGAACGAAAGUAUUCAUAG
Molecule: messenger RNA, 354 nt
Organism: Bipolaris maydis ATCC 48331
Lineage: Eukaryota; Fungi; Ascomycota; Dothideomycetes; Pleosporales; Pleosporaceae
Source: RefSeq, a predicted model, not a curated record